UCAGCACCGGAAAUGUCAAGGAAUAGUAGUAGUAAUUCUUUAGCUGGUGUACAAGAUAACGGUACCAACCUCGGUUCUUUAGCUGGUAGAAGAGCUAGUCAAACUAUCUUUUCAAUGGAAAGAAGGACUAGUCAAGGUGGUCCAAGGAGUAGAAGAGGUAGUGGAGCUGUUUUAACUCCUAGUGGAACAACGGUGGUUUAUCAUACUAGGACUAAUGCGGAUGUGGAAUUCCCUCACAUCGAGAAGAAAACUAUUGCAGAUCAGUUGAGGAAAUAUGAGAGUAUCCUGACUCUUUCACCCCAACGAAUGCGUAUGAUCGUACAUGCCAUCGAAGAGUCCCUCGACAAAGGUUUACAGAAAGAUGGUCAGAUUCUGAUACAUCCAGUCCCGACCUUUGUCUUUGGAUGGCCCAGCGGAGAAGAAAUGGGCGAAUAUCUAGCUCUAGACCUCGGAGGUACCAAUCUACGUGUAUGUCUCGUCACUCUACAAGGCCUCGGAAAGUUCGAAGUCACUCAGACGAAAUAUCGUUUGACCGAAGAACAGAAACAAGAAGAUGGUCAGAAACUAUUGGACUUUUGUGCGGAAUGUUUAGACAGUUUUAUCCGUGAAACUCUUGGACGAACUGAAGAGGAUCCUAUCUUGCCCUUGGGUUUCACGUUUUCUUACCCUUGCUCGCAGUUGCGUAUUGAUCAUGGAGUGCUUAUCCGUUGGACCAAAGGUUUCGGCGCUCCGAAUAUCGAAGGACGUGAUGUAGCAGAAAUGUUCAAGGAUUCUUUGAAACGAUUUAACGUACAAGCGGAGCUUCUCGCUUUGAUCAAUGACACCACGGGUACUUUGAUCGCUUCCAACUAUGUCGAUCCCAACACCAAAAUCGCCGUCAUAUUCGGUACUGGAUGUAAUGCCGCAUAUAUGGAGACGGCGGAGAUGAUUCCCAAAAUGUCAUCUGUCGGCUUGCCUCAUGGACAAGGUAUGGCGAUUAACUGCGAAUGGGGAGCGUUCGACUCGUUCGACCAUCAACAUCUACCUCGAACAAAAUACGACAUCAUCAUUGAUGAAUCGUCUAACAAACCGGGCGAACAAUCUUUCGAAAAGAUGAUAGCUGGACUUUACCUCGGAGAAGUAUUCAGGUUGAUCUUAUGUGAACUGAUCGAUGCGGGGGAUUUGUUCUUGGGUCAGAAUACGUACAAGUUGGAGAAAGCUUAUGCUUUUGAUACUGCUUUCUUGAGUUUGAUGGAGAGCGACCCGACUGACGAACUUCUCACUAUCAUCGGCGUUUUCACCCAUUUCUUCGGACUGGAGACGACUAUCGAAGAACGACAAUUCUUCAAAAGACUCGCUAUGCUCAUUGGGACCCGUGCGGCUAGACUUUCAGCCUGUGGGAUCGCAGCGAUAGUCAGUAAGAAGGGGUAUUUGGAGAAAGGGUGUAGUGUGGGAGCGGAUGGGUCUUUGUACAAUAAAUACCCUCACUUCGCCGAUCGGGUCCAUUCCGCCUUGGUGGACAUUUUUGGAGAGAAGGGAAGGAGGAUCACCACUCAUCAUGCUGAAGAUGGAUCAGGUGUGGGUAGCGCCAUCAUCGCCGCAAUGACCAAGGCGAGGAAAGACGAAGGAUUCUUUGUCAAUUAUUAAGUACGUAUACACACCACAAGGGAUAGAAUCAACAGGACAGAUGUAUGGAAUGUUUGUCAUCGCUCUUGCGCUUCCUCGUCGAGGCGUUCCGACUGGCAGGCUCGUAUCCGUAUCCCUUGGCCCCACUGGUCGUCAGAUGUAGAGGGGUAAGGUGAGAGAUGAAUCGCAUGACUACCG
Messenger RNA from Tremella mesenterica DSM 1558, 1803 nucleotides. RefSeq lists its product as uncharacterized. Gene Ontology annotation, molecular function: ATP binding; fructokinase activity; D-glucose binding. The record is from RefSeq and is a predicted model, not a curated record. Gene Ontology annotation, cellular component: cytosol; mitochondrion. Gene Ontology annotation, biological process: intracellular glucose homeostasis; glucose 6-phosphate metabolic process; glycolytic process. Lineage: Eukaryota; Fungi; Basidiomycota; Tremellomycetes; Tremellales; Tremellaceae. The transcript is spliced from 15 exons. The coding region runs from base 13 to 1626 and encodes 537 amino acids.